UCACACACUACCCUGAAAUCACCCGCACGAGCACAAACAUUAUUAGCGAGGAGCGAUUAUUAUACACAAGUUGGAUUGAUGAGCCCCUGGUGCUAAUUCCACUGGUGAAUUGAGGUGACCGAGACGCCAAGUCGACGCUCGUGGGAGAUGCUCCGGUGGCUUCUUCGACAAUUCUCGGUCUUGGAGAAAGGGACAAAGUUCCGAUGACAACUAUGACUUGGAGUUUAGAGAUACUUAUGAAACUGUGAUCAAAUAGGGACUGUAGGUCAAACACUUCUUUCAAGUAGAUUUUUUUCUGACGUGAAUGGAGUGAGGUGCCAGGGAUUCCUUCAAUGAUACUUUUUCAAUGCCAUUGGUUGGGAGGACCAGCUAAAAUCAUUUCUUGGAAGUCCGGAGUACAGCUGACGGACAGUCAUGCCAGCGAGUUCUACAGCAACUCUGAGCCCGCCGGCCAGCAACCCCUCAGCGGCCGGGCUCUGCUGGGAUAGCCCCGGCCCAGCAGCGGCGCUGGACCCGGACUCACCCGUCUUGUCCAACAGAUUGCCAGACUUGGAACGGAUGAAAAUAGUGAAUGGCAUUCAUAAACACAACGGGAUUCAUAAGCACCAGCUCUUGGCAAACACCCAGGUCACGGCGCCCUCAACGGUGCACCAGUCUUUCGUCCAAUCGCAGACGAGUAGUGCGCCCUCAAGCGGCCUGGAACUGCUGACGGGCGUGUCAGAGUGGUAUCGAUUGCACCGGCAAAAUGGUGCGGGAGGCAGUAGUCGGAGUCCUGCAGCUGGUUCUUCUAGUCUCCCAGGCAGAGAGGAUGAGUACUCGCAAAGAAGACUGCCGGGUCUUGAGUCAUUCUGCAGGCCGUGGUUGCGGGACAAUCACGCUGCUCAGAGUUCUUUCCCUACCCAGGAAAACGGCUGUGCUCUUCCGCAACAGCUCCCUACUACCGAGCCGCAAGGCUCGUCAAAUUAUCCUGGCAGUUGUCAAAUAGUGACGCAAAACUCGAUAGCUAAGAAUGAAACAGCAACAGCAUCUCCGAGAGAAAGUUCAACAUCGAAUGGCAUUCUCAAACAGUCGCUACCCACGACAACAGACUAUCAAACGCCUACAAGUUCGGCGUACGGCGAAUCACAUCAAUGGAAUGGGCAAACUGAGUCAACAGAGGGCGCAGCGGCACUCUCACAGUGCGGCAUCCAGUACCGUGCAAGCUCGAGUGAGGAGGAUACCUCGGACACAGAAACCGGCAAGAAAAGAAAACGGGAUGUCGCGAGGGACGUUGACCAACACGACGACCGUUGCUGGAAAGUGACCGACAUUCAGAUAGGCAGGCCCAUCAGCCUAGUGGUGAAAAUCAACAAAAAGGACCUGCGGAUCAGUCAAAGCCAAUAUCCAGGCACUCCCUGGAGCACGUUCAACAGCGCCCCCAUUAGCAAUACAUUCACCAGUAGUCAAAAUGGCGGUUCCUCAAACGGCGCCCUCAACGGAAGGGCCCUCACCAACGAUGCACCAAACAACAGAGCUUUUAUCAAGAGUGCCGUCGACAACAUUGCGUCCAUCAACAACACACUCAGUGCCUCAAAACCAUUUGGCAGAUCAGAGGUCCAUCCUGACAAUAAUAAUAUCUUUGAGAAGGUCGACCAGGUAAAUGUCAGUAAAGACACUGAGAACACAGUGGACACCGAAAUCUUUCACAACAGUCUUGGCGAGCGCAUUCAGCAUGAUAAGCGUUACAAUGGAUCGGUUGAGUUGGUUCACGUUUCGGAAUGCACACCAAGAACUUCGGAUACUGGAGUUACGGAGAGCGAACAACCGAACAGUGUACACGAUCACCGGCGGAACAAUGUGACAACGCACGGCGGCAUCGCCAGACAGAAUUCUGGCGGGAAUUCGGAGCUGAGCGGCCUGGCCAACAUGCCCACGGAACACCUGCCCCUGCGCAAGCGCCACAAGAGGGCCUCGAUCUCGCUAAGUCUUGCUGCCAACGAGGGUUCGGCUUGGGGAGGCCAUACGGCCGCGACAAAACCACCCGACCGUGUGAACUUUCCUCCUAACCGCGAUGGAUGUGAUGUAAAGGAACCGGCCAAGCAGAGGAGAAACUUUGCAUUGGAGGAACUUUGUAAAAACGAAGAAUCACAAAAGUUGACCUCAGUCCAAGUUGAAAACGGCAAGGUCAAUUUCAUAGGGGAGGGCACCACCAACGGUGAAAUCCCAUACGAUCGUAGACACGAUAUCUCAUCGAGCGAGAAGUCUGCUGAAAUAAUGACACCUGAGAAGAUCGCGCCAUCGGAAAGGGCGCCCUCUGCAGACCUCAGCGAGGAGACAAGCGAGUUGUCCCCCUUCACAGCCACACCGAGCAGCGGAUCGUUGCGUGGGACCCCUGACCUUUCAGCUAGUCUCGCGGACCAGCCGCAGUCUGUCCAGCCGGAGCAAUAUGAUCGUAACAUGGACACGAAGACGCCAAGAGAGGAGACACCUGAAACCCCACCUCCCAAUGGUGACAUGCUGAACACCAGCUGUUCUGUAAAGGAACCAGCUCGGACUAUCGGUAGCGCCCUCUUACGACCCAACGAUGCCCCGCCUCCUGCUCAUCAGUUUGCCCCACCCACCAACCUUUACCCCCACCAUCAUCAGCUGCCGUACCCGCUGCCGCCCUUUCCUCACCACCGGUUCACCUACGACCCAAGACUGUCCAUGAUGCCUCCUCCAACCCACACCACGAACUCCCUUCUGACACCAUACCCUUGCCACAGUGACGUACGAUCCCAACAUGGCGCCGCACGCCCCCAUCCAUCCCAAGAAGACAUCUGUCCACCUCUGCCGUACCAUCCACCACAUCCAGUAGGACAUCACUUCGAGAAUUAUCCCGUGAAUGGUUUACAUCCUCUCCCAUGCUACCCUUUCCUACCGCGGCCGUACGCCAAUCCAACCCUGCCGCCGUCGCAUCCCUUACAACCUACCGAUGGUCUGCUUCACCCAUUGACCUCCGCGCCUUGCCCUGUCCGCCUACAGACGACACACAUCUCAGCAGCACCGCACCCAUCUCCAUACACCCAGCCCAUCAACUCUGCCACGGUAGCACCUCAAACAACUCCGACAAACACCGAGACAACUCCGACAAGUCGCAGUGCAGUGAUGCAACCAUCGAUACCGCAAGGGGAAAACGGAACGACGAACUCGUCCACGUCCGCACAGCCGCCAGUGUCAACAAUCCAAGCCGAGACCCACUUCGCUCCUCUGAAGCGCGCCCCCGGUCGGUCCAGAAACAGCAACCACCUGUCGAGUGGGGUCGCCCUCGGCGAGACCUCUUUCCUUUGCGACGUAUGCAACAAGGUCUUCCCCUUGCAGCGGCUCCUGAAUCGACACAUGAAGUGCCACAGCGCCAACAAGCGGUACAACUGCGCUUUCUGCAGCAAGGGCUUCAACGAUACCUUUGACCUGAAGCGUCACGUGCGAACACACACGGGUGUCCGUCCCUACAAGUGCGAGUAUUGCAGCAAGGCCUUCACCCAGCGCUGCUCCCUAGAGUCCCAUCUCUCCAAGGUUCACCGUUCCCUCCACGACUACAACUUCAAGCAGCGCCGCUCUAAAGUCUUCGUCUGCGAGGAGUGCGGGGAGACCACGGAGCAAGCGGAGGAGCACUACGCGCACAUCCGGGACGUGCACCCCAACAGCACCGAGCUGCUCAAGUUUCAGGACAAGAUCCAGUUCCAGAAGCUACUACGCAGGUGCGAGGCCACCGCCUCGCCAACUUUCAGCGAAUCGUCGGCAGGGUCGGCUUCUGGCUCUUCGUCGCCGGUGGCGGCGCUCUCGGGGUCCACCACGCCCUCUACCGCUGGGCAUUUUGCCGAAACGAGUGGCGCACCAGCCUCAGUCGAGCACGGGAUUUCUCCUGGUAGUCGCGCUAAAUCGCAGUGACAGAUGUCCUUAUGAAUUGUCAUAAGGAAUGACGCCAUUGAUUUUCUAUUUUGGUUCUUGAACACUGAAUUCUCAAAACAUAAAUUUGAAGUUAAAGUUGAUGGUUAAUGGAUAAAUCUCGUGCCAGCUUUUGAGUCACUUUUACUAAACUGAAAAUUCUGUUAAACUCUAGCUUUCAAUAAUUUAAAUUAAGUACGAAGUGUCAUAAAAAUCUUUUGAAUCAGCAAAAGAGCGAAAUCUCUCGUCUUGUCUCCAUUCUGAAAUAAAUCUCUGGACAAUAAUAAAAAAAAAAGUGUAAUAUAUUUUUGAAAGUAACAAUCAGGACGAGUAGUAAUUCUCAGUGAACUGAAUAACGUGCCAAAUGCAUGGGUCGUCUUAAAGAAACUGAACACAUGAUGCUCACAAGUCUUGCUAAGAACCUAUUUACCGAUUCCACUCGAACGAACCGGUUCCAAUAGAUACACAUGCUUUAUCUGAAAUUAUAGUAUUGCCAAAUAUUUGUCACGCAAAGAGCUGUAUCAUAGUUAUUUUUAUAUUACAGUAAUAUAAUGAUUAGAGUUUGGUUGCUAUUACAUUAUGAUCCACCUGACUGCAUGUCAUUGAUUAUACCACAGGCACCAGACUAAUUGUACAGACUUAGAUCGAGCUUCGUUUUCGAUCACUAUACGCACUUGUAAUAAUACGCAUCACAUUACACUGCACAGAUAGACAGGUACAAGUUGAGUGGUGUUUUGACUUAUCCUCGUCUUGCAAUGCGCAUUUCUAGCAAAGUUUAUGAAAUAUCUGCCAAAAAACAAGGGAGAAAUUAUUUUUCUAACUGAAGCUGUGAAGAAUCGUCACAUUUGAAAUUGCAUUAAAAUAAAGGAAUUACGCACAAUACAUUUUGAAAUUGUUAAGACAUUUGCCUGUGCAAUCUGUUACAUUCAUGUAAGACAUUUUAUUUUUGGUCACUUUCUUUGUUUUGAAUGUAACUGGUAUUUAUGUGUUUUAUUCUUCCUCAGAUGUCGAUGCAUUGAGCUUUGAUUUGUAUCAUUUGCCGUCCAAAUUAAAGAUAUUUCUUUUUUUCAAUUGCGAAGCAUUUAGAUCCAAUUUGCUUUUAGUUUGAUCACAUAACUAGAAUUAUAUGCACGGAGUUUUAUGCAAAUUAUGGGAAUGUAUAGCCUACGGAAUUUAUGAUGAAAGAAGAACCUGACCGCAAACGAGACAAAAUUUAACCGAAAAAUACCCAUAGUAUGUCAAGAUAAUGAGAAAAAUGGAUUUGGCAGAUGAGAUGAUUUUAAUAUCGCUUUUGCUCCCUUAGAUGUAAAAUUAAUCAUAACUUCCAAAAAAUUCGAACACAGUUUUCUUUCUUUUCCUUUGUUUGUUGAAAUUCGAUUGCAUGUUUGAAAGAACAUAUUGUGUUGAUCUGAGGUUGUACUUGUAGAUUUUUAUAUAGUCUUUUAGAAGUUGACUUUUGUAUGGUUUUGUGCGGGAAUUUGUCAUUUUUUAAUUGUAUUGUCGUUUUGUACACAUAGUUGUAAAUGUCUUAAAGUCUUAAUUUCUUACUCUUCUGUAUGCAUGUUUUUCAUGAAUAAGCCUCUGUACUGAUGACGUCACACUUUGUUUACAUGUGCACUUUCCCAUGGAGCCAGUGGGGGCCCACGGUCCACUGAGCACCACAGGAAAGCACACACGUAAACAAAUUGUGACGUCAUCAGUACAGAGGCUUAAUACGAGUAACUUCAUGAUUAAAUCUUGGAACGAGUCAAAGACAAUAGCAAUCUUGACCAUGAGCAGAAACAAGAAUAACCAGCCUGUGUUCUCAUCCCGAUGUCAUAUGAUAUUUGGACUCAUAUGGAAAUCUGGUCUGUUUUACCUUAUAUGGACUCUGACCCUCGCACGUGACCCGUCACUGUCCUAAUAAGCCAGUUCGGUAUUCCAAAAUAGUCUGGUGCACAGCAAGAUUCGACGAUUUUUUUCCGGGAUAACCGCGGCAGAUAAAUGCACACAAGGCUAUGGGGGACGUGGUAAAUCUGCAUUCUGUGUAAUUUUCGUGCAAUCGAAAAGAGAUGGAAACUUUCGUUCCCAGAAAAAAAAGUUUUGGAUACACAAGACACCUAAAACACUUCGUUGUCCAAAUGUUGUUUGCACAAUGUUACUUCAGAACACGAUGAUCUCUUCAAGUUUGCUGGUACCCCGCUAUGCUUUUGCACGCAUACGAUGAAAUGUUUAUCCCGAAAGAAAAAUCGUCAAAUCUUGAUGUGCACAUGCGCAGUUGGAAUACCGAUCUGGCUUAUUAUUAUCUUCACUUAAAUAUGCGCAAUACCAACCAAUGGGUUCGUGUUUCAUAAGAGUCCACAUUCCUCACUACACCGGACCCAAUUCACAAAAGGCGUCAAAGUGAUUGUAAUGCCCUUUUAAUAUCACUAAUCUGUGUUUAUAAAUUUCUAAAAUGAAUUUCUGAAACGUGUUUCCUCUGCAGUAACAUACUUUUCUGUUGUCUUUUUACAUUAUAUAGAUGUACAUGUAUAAUAGCAGAUGUCUAUUAACCACAUGGGCAUCCCCCAUUUUGUCGAAAAGAAAAGAAAACAGGGCGCCAUCUACCGUUGGAUCCUUCUCACCUCCACACCACACGAUUACUUCAGAUUCGUAACUUUUGGAUGAACUUAAAAUGUUUGUGUUAUGACAUACUUAUUUUUGUGCAAUUUGUGUAUUUUGUGUAUUGCUCUAAAACCUUUGAAAUAUUGCGUCUCUGUUCACAGCUAAUUUUAAUUGGAAAUUUGUUUGAUUUAUUGCGUGUACACCUACGAAUAAAUUAUCCGUCCGAUAAAAUAAACACUUCUCUGCAAAUAUUUUA
Molecule: messenger RNA, 6745 nt
Organism: Patiria miniata (bat star)
Lineage: Eukaryota; Metazoa; Echinodermata; Asteroidea; Valvatida; Asterinidae
Exons: 4
Coding region: 415-3909 (1164 amino acids)
Biological process (GO): regulation of transcription by RNA polymerase II; epidermal cell differentiation
Cellular component (GO): nucleus
Molecular function (GO): RNA polymerase II cis-regulatory region sequence-specific DNA binding; DNA-binding transcription factor activity, RNA polymerase II-specific
Source: RefSeq, a predicted model, not a curated record